CUAAUUAAAGCUGAAAGUUGAAGUGCUGCACAACUCUACAUACCACUUCAUAAUUGUAUAUACAUUGGAAUCGACUUCGUGCCUGUGGAAAUCGGGUUUUGGAGUGAGAUGAAGCUAGAGUAUUAUUGAUCCGGAACGACUGCCGGUGCUUGCGGGUGUGGAGUUGCCCAAAAUUGCCAAGAGCCCUGUCCUCGUCUGUGCUGAGUGGUGCGUAUAGUGCUGUGGCGCUGACAGACAACCUUGCGGCUUCUAGACAUCACGCUCUUACCUCCAACGUCGAUCAUAGAGCCCCCAGCUUCAUUCUUCGUACAUACAUUCAUACAUACAUCCUUACAAACGUAUCCAUAUCGCCACCGGUGAAGGCUCGACCUCCACAGGCCAUCCUCUUCACAUCCAUGUUAUGACUCGCGAUACGCCCGCCAACGGCUUCAAUGUCGACCCCCAGGUACUGUCAGCCUUGUGGGCAGCGCAGGCACCUUCGUUUCCACGCCUGCCGCCCGACGCGCCUCCGGAGCUCCUGGCGAACACUGUCGACGUGAGGGAUCCUCAGCGGGUGUAUAGCAUAUACCGUGCCAGCAGGCGCUAUAAUUUCCAGCUCCUGGUCGAGAGAUUCAUCUUCCAGAUACGAUAUGGCUGUCGGGUGCCUUACUGCACGACAGCUACCUGCUUCACCUAUCGCAGGCGAGUCGCUGGCGCAAAGCCUAUUCGGAGAUACAAUGCUACUAGUGCCAGGACCCUGGCGUGCCAUUUAGCAACCCAAGACGACCCCGAAUCUGCGCUUUGCCCUCACAUGAACGCACACCCCGAAGCCAAACAACCUGGGAACCCCCCCGCAUCACAACAUACCAAAGCUCGCUCUGGUGAGUCCAGAAAGAGUGCUGAGAAAGAUGGUCUUGCAAAAGAAGCUGUCGACUUGCUGGUAGAAGACUACAAUAGGAGGCGCCUUGGGGCAAUAUCAGAACGACUCCCUCGAUCAUCUUCCGACGAGCAAAUCUCGGGCGCAGAUGCGACGCGAGAUAAGCAACUAGUUGUGCUAACUCGUGAGGAUGGCGAAGUUGAAGACAUAUCGUUGAGCUCUCAUUUGGACAACCAAUCGGUGAAGAUAGACCCCAGGUCCUUCGUACAAAACGUAUUCAACACGGAUGCCAUGAAAAUGCUGGAAUGGUUGACACCUACCAAUUUUGGAUCGUUGGCCUCGUCGUUGACGGGCAUGAUAAAUUUCCUUUCGAGUGAUUCGGCGCCCAAUCCGGCCGAAACGCCGCCCGAGGCAUCCCAAGGAGAAGCCGAGCCGAAAAAUGUUGGACAACAAACUCUCCCAACUUUACAGGAAGGUGAUGUACUCGGGUCGUUGCCGGCAUCGGAAAUCGUACCAUAUAAGUCGAAAUCCGGAACACCAGGUACUACGACAACUGACGGGACAAGUGCGGAUAGGCAAUCCACAAGUGCCACUUCUGGUCACAGCAGACAUCGCCGGCGCGGUGACCUGGCGUCAUCUCCGCCAGCGCCAGCUUUCAAACCUCUGAAUUCUGCUGUCUUGCCCGAAGUUAGACGACGCGACUCUGGCGAACACGACAAAUCCGUGAAACUACACAGAGGAGGCUCGUUUUCUGAAGAUGGCGUGUCGCAACGCCGCAGGUCGAGCGAUAGCCACAGCUCCAUAUCGUCAAAGAAGACUCGGAUUGGCCUGUCCCCAAGCAUCAAGGCUGCUAAUACUUUUGCAACCCAAGAGACCCCGCUGCCAGCACCCAGAGGAAACGAAUUAGCAUCGUCAAAGACAUCUAGUGUCACUAGUAUGGUUGGUCUGGGACUGGGAGACAAUCUGGCUAAGGGCGCGUCAGUCUUCAACGCAUCUGAGAAGGCCAGGCAAGAGUCUCAACCAAGUGAAUCGGAGAAUCCAAAAGAUGAGAAUUUACCACAGUCACUCAGCACCUUGACAGUAGAUAGUAUUGAGUUACUAUGCAAUAUUCUGUUGGCUGACGGUAUACUCAACUUCAAGACAGGCGGCAUAUCUUCUAUGGAUGAAGGGAGGCUAUGCAAAGCAAUGUCCCGUCCGCCAAAGUUAAAGAUUCAGCGGCAGCCAAACACAGCAAAGGGCUGGAGGAUUUUCGCAGAACAGAGCCUGUUCUAUGUGCUUAGCGACCGCAAAGCUCUAAUCCGGUCGUUUUCAACAGAAUCAAAUGUUCUCUUGGAUAGCCGAAUGUUGAUAUAUUGCCUAGCGCGUAUAAGCAGAGUUGCGUUUGAUGUUCUAUUUGAUGGACUUUGGAGUGUAGCUGCAGACCUGUACGAUAUGCCUCGGCAGCUUUCAGAUAUACAAGAUGUAGGGAAACUACAACUCGGCGGCGACUUGCCCAGCGGUUCUCCAACAACGAAGGAAGAGGCUUCAAAAAUUAUGAUCAUAUGCCUACAUGCUUUGGUUGCAGCUGCUCCAUACUCGCAAAACUUAUUCGUCACGCGCCCAGCAUCGUUAUCGCGAGGAAGAGGGUUAUCUUAUACCCGUCACUACCCGUAUGCGUCAGAUUAUGCCCUCAAACUUGACGAUGUUCUCUCCAACGAGUUGGCUCUCAGACUAGCUCGGCGACUAUUUGCAGCAAUUUCUGCGAGGCGUCGUUUCCAGGAACUGGAACGGCUUAAUAACUGGGAGACCGCAGGACUGGCACAGGGCACUGACAUCUUGGAUGAUGUUCUUGAAUCCUUGGAAUCAUUUGACAUUGAGAGAUCACCACCCUCACCAGACACGCAGCGAUUGCCAGAUGAAACCAGGUCGGCAACGAUACUUAUCGACUGGGCGCGAACAGUUAUACUGCAAGAUUGGAAAGCGACUCCAAUUGUUCCUGCUGAUGGCGCCUUUGGAGGAGCGUUAGCGCUCGUCAAGGCAAUAUAUGACAGGCGCAAACCGCUUCUUCUUACAGAGCAGAACUUUCGCGCGGAAUUCUUUGCGGACCGUUUAGAUUCCACGGAGAUGCCAGUCGAAUGGUUGACAUUCGCGCCUAAUAGGAAGUCUGUUCACCUCCUCGACUACCCGUUCCUCUUCAGUAAAGCCAGCCUUGUUACCUAUUUCAGGGCUAUUAACUUCUCAAGAAUGAGUGGUGCGUUUGACUCUGCGGGAACUAUGACUAUCCGUGUUACAUCGAUCGCAUACUCGGCACAAUCGAGCCUUGUCACAGACCCAGCCCGCAGGGACCAUCUCAAUGAGAAACUCCGUGUCGCAACGUCGAAGUUUCUCGUUCUACAAAUUCGCCGUAGCCAUGUUCUCGUGGAUGCCUUCGAUAAGCUAUGGAGACGCGAGGAGAGAGAGCUGCUCAGACCUCUAAAGAUCAAACUGGGCGAGGAAGCAGGUGAAGAAGGGUCCGAUUCUGGAGGUGUCCAGCAAGAGUUUUUCCGCCUGGCGAUAGCAGAAGCACUGAAUCCGGAUUACGGCGCGUUCACGAUCGAUGAGCGGACAAAGAUGAUCUGGUUUCAAGCUAGUUCACCAGAACCAUUGUGGAAAUUCGAACUUAUUGGCCUCCUGGUUGGUCUCGCCAUCUACAAUGGAUUGACCCUCCCAGUCACAUUCCCCAAAGUUCUAUACCGCAAGCUCCUUAACCAGCCUGUCACCGAACUGCACCACAUUGAAGAUGGUUGGCCUGAGCUAGCUGCUGGCCUCACUUCCCUCUUGGAGUGGGACGAGACGAAUGGCCUGGUUUCUGAUGUCUUUUGCCGGACCUACGAAUUUAGCGCCAACGUCUUCGGGGCCCCGGUUUCCAUCGACAUGUCCGCGCCCAACCCCUCACCCUGGCCCCAGUUCGCCUCCCUAUCCCACACGAAGAUCUCCUCCGAGCUCGCCUCCGAGGCCGCCGAAGCGCCCAUGGUCGAUGCCUCAAACCGCAACGACUACGUCAGUGACUACAUCUCGCAUCUCGCGACCCACUCCGUUGCUCCUCAAUUCGGCGCCUUCCAGCGCGGCUUCCUGACCUGUCUCGAGCCGCGCUCUCUCGCGCUCUUCACGCCCUCGCUCCUCCAAUCCACGGUAGAGGGUGUGCAGGAGAUCGACAUCGCUGAGCUGCGGCGGUACGCGCGCUACGUCGGCUGGGAUGCUGAUCACCGCGCCAUCAAGGACUUUUGGUCUGUGGUGCGCCGCUUCGGGACUGAGGAGAAGAAGCGGCUCCUUGAGUUUGUGACGGCGAGCGAUCGUGUGCCCGUGGGCGGCAUGCGAAAUCUAGUGUUUGUGGUGCAGAGGAAUGGGGAGGGGGAAGAGGGGGAUGUAGCAGAGGAGGAGGGAGAGGGCACGGAGGGGCAUGUAGGAAGGGGGAGGCUGCCAACGAGCUAUACGUGCUAUGGGACGCUUUUGCUGCCGGAGUAUAAGGAUCGGGAGACGCUGAGGAGGAAGCUGAGUAUGGCGCUGGAGAAUGCGAAAGGGUUUGGGUUUGCGUAAGGGGGGGAGGAGUUAAAUCAUUUCAAGGAGUCGGUUUUGGCAUGGGUAGCGUAUAUCCUUCUUGCGGUACAUACAAUCGCAGAUUAGCGUUUUAACGACGAGCGUUUACUUGU
Pseudogymnoascus verrucosus is the source of this 4524-nucleotide messenger RNA. RefSeq lists its product as uncharacterized. NCBI's taxonomy places the organism in Eukaryota, Fungi, Ascomycota, Leotiomycetes, Thelebolales, Thelebolaceae. Gene Ontology annotation, molecular function: ubiquitin-protein transferase activity. The record is from RefSeq and is a predicted model, not a curated record. The transcript has 2 exons. Bases 401 to 4411 code for a protein of 1336 amino acids.